AUGCUCAGCCAUUUCAAGCGUCCGUAUCAAGCGAAACAUCCGAGAUUUGUGCGCAAGGUAACAGGUAAAGCAUAUAGUAUUCCCGACGCCCCACCUUUACCGAGCAACAGAUUGAAACAAGCACCACCAUUCACUGUGACAGGGAUAGAUUUCACUGGAGCAUUGACAGUAAAAACACCUCAUGGAGAUCUACAAAAGGCAUAUAUUUGUCUUUUCACGUGCGCAAAUACACGAGCUAUCCAUUUAGAGUUUGUGUCAGAUAUGACUGUGGAAUCAUUCAUUUUGGCUCUACGGCGUUUCUUCAGUAGAAAAUCAAUUCCAAAAAUUAUAAUGUCGGAUAACGCCCUUACAUAUAUAGCCACUGCCAAAAUCCUGAAGGACGAGAUUCUUGGAACACACAAUAUUUCAUGGACUUUUAUCCCGCAACAUACCCCUUGGUAUGGUGGUUGGUGGGAGAGACUUAUAGGUAUUACCAAGACAUGUAUCAGAAAAGUGCUUUGGAAAUCAUUAAUAAGCAUGGAAGUUCUUUGUACACUUGUAACAGAAAUAGAAUGCAUUAUCAAUGACCGCCCUCUUACAUAUACAUAUACCAAAUAUGAAGAACCAUUAACACCAUCGCAUCUACUAUACGGACGAAGGAUUACCUCCCCUAUUUAUCCAGACGACAGAGAUCACACAACAAAGGAAUUAACCCAAGAAUCGGCCGGUAAAUUGUUCAGAUUUAAGACUGUAACGCUUGAUCAUUUUUGGUCAAGAUGGAAACACGAAUACCUCACAUCGUUGCGAGAGUUUCACAGAAAAUCUGGUAACCAUGGUGACAAUAUCAAUGUUGGUGACGUGGUUCAAAUACAUGACGAGUAUUUUCCAAGGAAUCGCUGGUCAUUAGGAAUUAUAGAAGAUGUAGUAACUGGCGGUGAUGGACAUAUUCGAGCAGCCCGUGUUAAAUCCAGACGAGGAAUUACUACACGACCUAUUGCCAAGCUGUACCCACUAGAACUGAAGUAA
Ruditapes philippinarum (Manila clam) is the source of this 1005-nucleotide messenger RNA. RefSeq lists its product as uncharacterized. The record is from RefSeq and is a predicted model, not a curated record. The coding region runs from base 1 to 1005 and encodes 334 amino acids. NCBI's taxonomy places the organism in Eukaryota, Metazoa, Mollusca, Bivalvia, Venerida, Veneridae. Gene Ontology annotation, biological process: DNA integration. The transcript has a single exon. Gene Ontology annotation, molecular function: nucleic acid binding.